Molecule: messenger RNA, 5144 nt
Organism: Loxodonta africana (African savanna elephant)
Lineage: Eukaryota; Metazoa; Chordata; Mammalia; Proboscidea; Elephantidae
Gene: SLC17A5
Product: solute carrier family 17 member 5
Exons: 11
Coding region: 103-1485 (460 amino acids)
Biological process (GO): monoatomic anion transport; transmembrane transport
Cellular component (GO): membrane
Molecular function (GO): transmembrane transporter activity
Source: RefSeq, a predicted model, not a curated record
CACCCGCGCCCCGCCCCGCCAGCUUGGCCCCGGGGCUUCGGCUGUCUGGCCGGAGCCCUCCUUUCGGCCGGGUGGUGAACCCACUUGGACACCGGAGUCGCCAUGAGGUCCCCGGUCCAUGGCCUGGCCCCAAACGACGGCGAUGAAGGCACUGACAGCACGCCCCUCUUGCAGGGCUCCCCGCGGGCGGAAGCCGCUCCGGUGUGCUGCUCUGCUCGUUACAACUUAGCACUUUUGGCCUUUUUUGGUUUCUUCGUUGUCUAUGCAUUACGUGUGAACCUGAGUGUUGCAUUAGUGGAUAUGGUAGAUUCAAAUACAACUUUAGCAGAGAACAGCACUUCCAGCGAAUGUCCAGAGCAUUCAGUUCCCAUAAAAGUUCAUAAUCAAACGGGUAAAAGAUACCAAUGGGAUGCAGAAACUCAAGGAUGGAUUCUUGGUUCUUUUUUUUAUGGCUACAUCAUCACGCAGAUUCCUGGAGGAUAUAUUGCCAGCAAAGUGGGGGGUAAACUGCUGCUAGGAUUUGGGAUCCUUGGCACUGCUGUCUUCACUCUGUUUACCCCCCUUGCUGCAGAUUUAGGAGUUGGAUUUCUCAUUGCAGUCAGAACGCUAGAAGGACUUGGAGAGGGUGUUACGUUUCCAGCCAUGCAUGCCAUGUGGUCUUCUUGGGCUCCCCCUCUUGAAAGAAGCAAGCUUCUUAGCAUUUCAUAUGCAGGAGCACAGCUUGGAACAGUAAUUUCUCUUCCUCUUUCUGGAAUAAUUUGCUUCUAUAUGGAUUGGGUUUAUGUCUUCUACUUUUUUGGUAUAGUUGGAAUAUUUUGGUUUAUUUUAUGGAUCUGGUUGGUUAGCGAUACACCAGAAACUCAUAUGACAAUCUCCCAUGCUGAAAAGGAGUAUAUUCUUUCAUCAUUAAGAAAUCAGCUUUCUUCACAGAAGUCAGUGCCGUGGAUACCCAUGCUAAAAUCACUGCCGCUUUGGGCUAUUGUAGUUGCACAUUUUUCAUACAACUGGACUUUUUAUACUUUAUUGACAUUAUUGCCUACUUACAUGAAGGAGAUCCUAAGGUUCAAUGUUCAAGAGAACGGAUUUUUAUCUGCACUGCCGUAUUUUGGCUCUUGGUUAUGUAUGAUCCUGUCUGGUCAAGCUGCUGACCAUUUAAGGGCAAAAUGGAAUUUUUCAACUAUAUGUGUUCGCAGAGUUUUUAGCCUUGUAGGAAUGAUUGGACCUGCGGUAUUCCUGGUAGCUGCUGGAUUUAUUGGCUGUGAUUAUUCUUUGGCUGUUGUAUUCCUGACUGUAUCAACAACGCUGGGAGGCUUUGGCUCUUCUGGAUUUAGCAUCAACCACCUAGAUAUUGCUCCUUCGUAUGCCGGUAUCCUCCUGGGCAUCACAAAUACAUUUGCCACUAUUCCAGGAAUGGUUGGACCUGUCAUUGCUAAAAGUCUGACUCCUAAUGAAAAGAUGAGGUGUCAGGAAAUCAUGUCAGAAUGAAUGAGGAACAGUUGAGAUAAUCGAGAAUGUUUAGAGGAGCAGAAGACUUGAGAAGACAAGAUAGGUGUCUUCACAUAUUUGAAAAGAGAUCAAAUGAAAGUUGGAGACUUAUUCUCAGCAGUUCCACAAGAACAGAUGGAGAGAAGUUAUGAGGAGACAUUGGAAAAGUUCUCUGCUUAAACUGUUAUGAGCUGGAAUGGGCUGCCUUGUGAGUCAGUGAGCCCUGAGAUAGUCAAACAUUUAUUCAAUAGGCAUUUCUUGAGUGCUUGUUAUAUGCUGGAUACUAAAGAUUCAAAGAUAAAACAACAUAGAAACUCACAGAGAUUAUAUACAGUCAAAUAAAGCAGUGUUGACAGAUGCUUCAGUAAACAUGUGUACAGAAUGCUAUGGAUAUAGAAAAGGCACCGACCAAUUUGCCAGGGUGGGAAAAGUGGGGAAGGAGCCUACAGGACUCUGCCAGGUGACAUGGGAAGUGCUGGGCCUUGCAGGGGCACCAAGCUGUUACAAUAGGAUAGACCUAGGAUGGGGAUAGCCUGAAGCUAGAAGGAGGCCUGGGACCAGAUCAGUAAGCAAAGAUUUGGCAUUAUACAGAGGUUGUCUACAUUGCGUAAGAAUCAAAAUAAAUGGCCUCAGCAGCCCCAUCCAACUCAUCUAUUGUUUAAACAUUCUAAAGGACUUGUGAAAUGUCGUUUUUCAAGAACCUGAUUAAGAUUCUUGUAAGAGUCUUAAUUUCUUCUUUGUUUAUGUCUCUGUAGUCAAAUUGACACUGUGUCUAGUCAGUCUUUAGAAUUUUAGAAUAAUCUUACAGACUUUCUUAUUACCAAAUAUACUGAUCGCACACAUACCUGUCUUCACCACAGAUAGUGCUGCAGUUUCUUCUUCCCUCCCACCAUUUCUAAUCCCUACUUAAAUGAACCGGUGCCUCCUAGUUACUGUUUUCUCUCACUUAAUAGAAAAGAAUGUUUGAGUUUUUUUUCCUGAAGCUCUCAAUAUGGACACAUCAGAAAUUUUUAACCUUAUAUUUACAGAGCAUUGUAGCAACACAAGAACCUAGGUCAACACGUUGUCUUGAAUUAAUUUGAUUUAUUGAUAAUCCUAGCACUUCUGCUAGAGAAAUACAGAUUCUUGAGUUAAAGUCUUGAAUGUUUGCAAGAUGAGAACUGAACUGGAUUUUGGAUGUGUUAUUCUAGCAUUUGUUUAAUGUUAUUAGAAACCCUGGUGGCAUAGUGUUUAAAAGCUAUGGUUCAAGAGGUCAGCAGUUCAACGCUUUGAAGGCCAGAGUAGCAGGGACAGGGGUUUCGGACCAUGAUUUCAGGGGACAUUUAGGUCUAUUGGCAUAACAAAAUAUAUUAAGAAAACAUUCUGUUGAGUGACAUCUGGGGUCUUAAGCGCUAGCAAGCAGCCGUCUAAGAUGCAUCAAUUGGUCUCAACCCACCUGGAGCAAAGGAGCAUGAGGAACACCAAAGACACAAGGUAAUUAUGAGCCCAAGAUACAGAAAGGGCCACAUAAACCAGAGACUACAUCAGCCUGAGACCAGAAGAACUAGAUGGUGCCUGGCUACCACCGAUGACUGCCUUGACAGGGAACAUAACAGAGAAUCCCUGAUGGAGCAGGAGAACCAUGAUAUGCAGACCUUAAAUUUUCAUCAAAAGACCAGACUUAAUGAUCUGACUGAGACUAGAGGGACCCUGGAAGUCAUGGUCCCCAGACCUUCUGUUAGCCCAAGACUGGAACCAUUCCCAAAGCCAACUCUUCAGACAGGGGUUGGACUGGACUAUAAGCCAGAAAAUGAUACUGGUGAGGAGUGAGCUUCUUAGCUCAAAUAGACACAUGAUACCAUGUGGGCAGCUCCUGUAUGGGGGCAAGAUGAGAAGGCAGAGGAGGACAGAAGCUGGUUGAAUGGACAUGGGGAAUACAGGGUGGAGAGGAGGAAUAUGCUGUCUCAUUAGGGGGAGAACAGCUGGGAGUACAUAGCAAGGUGUAUAUAAGUUUUUGUGUGAGAGACUGACUUGAUUUAUAAACUUUCACUUAAAGCACAAUUAAAAAAAAAAAAGAGGUCGGCAGUUUGAAUCCACUAGGCACUACUUGGAAACCAAAUGGGGUAGUUCUACUCUGUCCUGUAGGGUCGCCAUGAGUCGGAAUCAACUCUACGGCAAUGGGUUUGGUUUGGUUUUCAUUAAAGAGAUUAUUUUUAGAAAACAAGAACAUAUGUUGCUUUUACAAUUCUAAUUGCUUGUAAUUAAAAUUUACCGUACUGCCUCAAAAAUUUGCCAGAAUGAGGCAGAGUGUAAGUAAGUAAUGAAGUAAUUAAAAUUCAAAGUGUGGUUGAGGUUCGAUUUUGUAACAAACAAAACAGUAUUCUUUAAUAACUGAUGGAAUUUUUGUUUAAAAAAACCCUAGGAGCUAUGUGAGAUUUCUGGUACAGUUGGCGGAGUUUAAGUCACCCCUGGCCUCCAGAUAACACUGAAGUAUUAUUUUAUCCUGUAGAUCAAACAGAGAAGCUUUGUCUUAGGAAUUCUGAGAAGCGAUCUUAAAUAUUUCUUUCUGGUGUGAGUGUGACCCCUCCUCUAGAAUGGUGACACAUUGUUAGCAUAUCUAAAUAGUGACUCAAAGUUAAGAUGAAUUUCUAAGAAUUUUUUUCACCAAAAUAAAGUGUAACUUAAUCGCAACGGUGCUCCUUUCUUUCUCCACAUUCUUCCUUUUUUUCCUAAUGAAAUUACCUCAUACUGGCUUUCCAGUGCCUCCCCCUUCCUUUUUUUCUUCUCAUUGCCAGUACUACUGCUUGUUUGUUUGUUUGUUUUUUAAUGCUAUAAAUGCAGCACUGUGUUUGAUUAAAAUUGCAAAAACCAAAAAAAAAAAAAAUUUGUUAUAGUCAUAUGAUCCAGAAAUUUCAGUAGCUACUUCAUAUUUUUAUACCACUGAGUUAUACACUAGACAGUUAUGUAGUGUGGAUCUGUUAUUGGCAAAUCCCAUGCUUAGGGUGCCUUUCAGGAUCCCUGCGAAUCUUUCACACUGGUGAGCCCUCCCUCCACCUGUCCCAGAUACACAAACCUCUACUUUAAAAACCACCUCAUUAACUGGUCCUCACUUGGAUCACCUGACACCUAAGAACUUGAGGGGUGACCUUCCUGGUAACACAUGCUUCAGGGACACACGCACCUUUCAUUCUUAGUAAGCUUUUUAUUGAAGUAUAACAUAGGUAUUUUUAGAAUGCACAAAUCCUACAUAUACAGCCUGAUGAAUUUUCACAAAGUUGACACAUCCGUGUAACCAACACCAAAUCAAGAAAGAGAAUAUUGCCUUCAUCCAGAAGCCCCCAUUAAGAGGGACCACUAUCCUGACUUUUAACACCACAGAUUGGUUUUGUCUGAUUUCAAACUGUAUGUAAAUUGGAGUCAUUUUGUAUGUACUCUUUUGUGCCUGGCUUCUUUUGGUCAGUAUUUUGUUCGUGAGAUGUAUCUGUGUUGUUAGAGUUCAUUCAUUCUCAUUGCAGCAUCGUAUAAUAUUGCACUGAACAAAUACACCGUGACUCUACUGUGAUAGACAUUCAGCUUGUUUCCAGUGGGGGGCUUAUGUGAACCAUGCUGCUGUAACAGCCUGGUGACACCCCGUCUUUCUUACAAACUGCAAACAACUUUUUCAUGUGCAUUUUUUUCUU